Messenger RNA from Ylistrum balloti, 1812 nucleotides. Its product is annotated as neuronal acetylcholine receptor subunit alpha-10-like. Gene Ontology annotation, molecular function: acetylcholine-gated monoatomic cation-selective channel activity; transmembrane signaling receptor activity. The record is from RefSeq and is a predicted model, not a curated record. Bases 1 to 1812 code for a protein of 603 amino acids. The transcript has 8 exons. Gene Ontology annotation, cellular component: synapse; postsynaptic membrane; neuron projection. Gene Ontology annotation, biological process: monoatomic ion transmembrane transport; nervous system process; chemical synaptic transmission. NCBI's taxonomy places the organism in Eukaryota, Metazoa, Mollusca, Bivalvia, Pectinida, Pectinidae.
AUGACAUUUGCUGAGUUCAUAUGUAAACAUAUGGUUGAGACUGAAGCCACUUCCGUGAUGAAGCAUGCCGGGAAAUUUUGGGAGCACCUUAUAGAGACCUCUGUGACAUUGUUAUGGAUCGCCUCUCAAGGGUGGUGCACGACAACUCCACGAAUUCCUGAUGAACAACGCCUGUACCAAUCCCUCAUGGUGGGCUACGAGAAAUCCGUCCGACCCGUCAUAAAUGCAUCUACCAUAUUAAUGGUCAAGUUUGGUCUUCGACUCAAUCAGAUCGUGGAUCUGGAUGAGCGACAUCAGGUGCUCACAACGAAUGUUUUUAUAGAUCAGGAAUGGUUGGACGAGAAUCUUUACUGGGACCCUGUUCUCUUCAAUAGCAUUCGUUCGCUCAGGAUCCCCGCCAGAAAUGUAUGGCUUCCGGAUACUUUCAUAUACAACAAUGCGGAUGACGGAUCGACUGGUUUUAUGCAAGGGACAUAUGUACUGGUCAACUACAACGGAACAGUGAAAUGGCCGGUACCUGUCAAGCUGAAGAGCUCAUGUAAGGUUGACAUCACUUAUUUCCCCUUUGAUGACCAAGAAUGUAUUCUCAGAUUUGGAUCUUGGAUAUAUAGUGGCUUAUGGAUGGACUAUUUUUCGGAACAUAAUGAGACACCUAUUAACCUCGGCAACUACGUUGAUAAUAGUGAAUGGGACCUUCUUUCUGUCAAGCUCAAGAAAAACAUCCGUACACAUUCUUGUUGUCCAGAUCCACAUCCGGAUAUGACGUACGUUCUUCACAUCCGUCGAAAAACAUUCUAUUACAUCUUUAAUAUCAUUGUUCCUUGUGUAAUGUUAUCGACGUUAACUUUGUUAACUUUUUGGCUGCCACCUACUUCCGGUGAGAAGAUAACUCUUGGACUAUCUGUAUUUUUGGCGUUCUCCAUGUUCAUGCUCCUAAUUGCUGAAGAAGUGCCCGCCACAUCAGAGGCUGUGCCUCUCAUAGGUAUCUACUUAUGCGUGGUGAUGACAAUGACGUCACUGUCCGUAAUCAUGGCUGUUAUGGUGAUAAAUCUAUACAACAGGGGUAUGAAGACUAGACGGGCCCCUAAUUGGUUAAGACACGUCGCAUUAAAGUGGUUGUCAAGGCCACUCCAAAUGAAACACGACAUCCAAAAAGUAGCUAAAGCCAUUUCGCUGGAAGAUGAAUUGGAAGGCGCCUACAGAUGUAAAAAGCACGGAAAACUAGACACGAAAAACAUUCCUAAUAAAUCUAGUCCUGACAAAGAGGAUACAGCAAUGUUGGAUAAGGAGACGACAAUCCGAAACAGACGGUAUGACAAAAAUGACGUCAUGACGACGUCAUUCGUUGAGGAGAAUGAUGAACAAGAGGUUAUUUGGUUACGACGAGAAGACUUUAAAGAAGAGACUGCCGAGUGUUCGCGAAAUACUUGGGCAGAUUUACACGAACUUCAACAAAGUAGCAAGGAUAAUAAUAACCGCGCGAAAAAAGGUGCGCGAAGAAAAACAAGCGGGAAAGCACCGGCGCCUGCUGUGACACCUGUUUUGCAAGACGAAACCAAAUCCACACAAACAGAGGGUAGUUUAGGUACAUUCCUAGCCGAGUGUCGCAAUCAAAAUGAACUGUUCGCACGCAAACUUAUAGUUGCAGAGUGGCAGCGUAUAGCGGCCGUAACAGACCGGAUCCUGUUCUGGUUCUACUUCCUCAGUACUCUGACGUCAUACAUUGUCAUUCUUAUUGUGGUGCCAAACUCCAAUUACUCUAGAUGGAAUGAGGAGAUUCUUCCCAUGCAUACAGUUACACAGGCAAGCUGA